Arabis nemorensis is the source of this 1836-nucleotide messenger RNA. NCBI's taxonomy places the organism in Eukaryota, Viridiplantae, Streptophyta, Magnoliopsida, Brassicales, Brassicaceae. The record is from the annotation of a GenBank genome assembly.
AUGGCUUCUUCACUCUCUGCGUUUCCACUUUCUGAUCGGAAUUUUCGCACAAAGCCUCCUCCUUCUUCAUCUUCUUUGCAGUUCUCGUCUUCGAAUUUCGUUCUGAGAGCAAGAGCCGCUGCAAAAGAGGUUCAUUUCAACCGUGAUGGCUCUGUCACCAAGAAGCUUCAGGCAGGUGCAGAUAUGGUGGCGAAGCUAUUGGGCGUGACAUUGGGUCCAAAGGGACGGAACGUGGUGUUGCAGAACAAGUACGGACCUCCCAGGAUCGUCAAUGACGGUGAAACUGUUCUUAAAGAGAUUGAAUUGGAGGACCCGUUAGAGAAUGUUGGAGUGAAACUUGUGAGGCAAGCGGGUGCGAAGACUAAUGACCUUGCGGGUGAUGGUUCUACUACAUCUAUAGUGCUUGCUCAUGGCCUAAUUACUGAAGGUAUUAAGGUGGUUUCUUCUGGAACUAAUCCCAUCCAGGUUGCCCGUGGUAUUGAGAAAACCGCAAAAGCUCUUGUUUUAGAGCUCAAGUCAAUGUCCAGAGAGAUGGAGGAUCAUGAGCUUGCUGAUGUAGCAGCAGUUAGUGCGGGGAAUGACUACGAAGUGGGAAACAUGAUUUCCAGUGCUUUUCAACAAGUAGGAAGGGCUGGUGUAGUAACAAUAGAGAAAGGAAAAUACCUUGUGAACAAUCUUCAUAUUGUGGAAGGAAUGCAGUUUAAUCGUGGUUAUUUAUCGCCUUACUUUGUCACUGAUCGAAGGAAGAGAGAAGUUGAAUAUCAUGAUUGCAAGCUGCUCUUGGUUGAUAAGAAAAUAACAAAUCCAAAAGAUAUGUUCAAGAUAUUGGAUUCUGCUGUUAAAGAGGACUAUCCAGUUCUUAUAGUUGCUGAAGAGAUCGAGCAAGACGCACUUGCUCCUGUAAUUAGGAACAAACUAAAAGGUAACCUGAAGGCAGUAGCCAUAAAAGCUCCUGCCUUUGGGGAGCGCAAGAGCCACUAUUUGGAUGAUCUUGCAAUCUUAACUGGAGCUACGGUGAUCAGAGAUGAGAUGGGCCUAAGCUUAGAGAAAGCUGGAAAAGAGGUCUUAGGAACAGCAACAAGGAUUCUUGUAACUAAGGAUUCAACAUUGAUUGUUACUAAUGGAGACACCCAAAAAGCAGUAGAGGAAAGGGUUUCUCAGAUUGAAAAACUCAUCCAGAACACUGAGGGAAGCUUUCAGAAGAAGAUCCUCAAUGAAAGAAUAGCCAGAUUAUCCGGUGGAAUUGCUAUAAUCCAGGUAGGUGCACAGACCCAGGUUGAGUUGAAGGAUAAACAGCUAAAGGUUGAAGAUGCCCUGAACGCAACUAAGUCAGCAAUUGAACAAGGGAUUGUAGUUGGUGGUGGCUGCGCACUCUUGCGACUGGCUGCAAAAGUGGAAAAAAUCAAAGACACCCUUGACAACAAAGAACAGAAGAUUGGAGCCGAAAUAUUCAAGAAAGCAUUGAGCUACCCCAUAAGACUUCUAGCAAAAAACGCAGGCGCAAAUGGCAAUAUCGUCAUACAAAAGGUCUUAUCAAGCGAAAACACGAUGUACGGUUACAAUGCUGCAAAGAAUCAGUACGAAGAUCUGAUGUUGGCUGGUAUUAUCGAUCCGACCAAGGUUGUGAGAUGUUGCUUAGAACACGCUGCAUCAGUGGCUAACACGUUUCUGACAUCAGAUGCUGUUAUAGUUGAGAUCAAAGAAAUCAAACCCAGACCAAUCAUUAACCCACCAUUGCCUACUUCUCCAGCUACUUCCUCCAUGUUCCCUGACAGAAACUCGGCAAGAUUUCCUCAAAUUAUGCCCAGAACUCGAAGCCACUUUCCAAGAAAGUAG